UGAAACAGGAACAAAACUGUAACCAUCGCUAGUGGGACCUGUGUGGAGCAUCAGGGAUGUGCGACUGGAGCUCAGCAGCGAAGCCAAACAAAGAAGAUGUGAGUCUCACUGUCCAAGGAGCUGAGCCUUCCACGUGCGGGGUUGCUGCUUUCCAGGCUGAGAAGAGUCUCUGGUUAUCUGCUCUUUCAGGUCUGAAGCUACUAUAAAGCUGUUCUUGACAUGCAUAAAGGGCUGGAUGAUCCAUUAUUAAUCAGUGUGCUGCAUUUUGGAGGAGGAAGGAGGAUACAGGCAGAGGUAAGUAUUUAGCUUCUGUGGACAUGGUGUGUUCUGGGGAGAGUGUGUUUAAAUAAAGACCAGUGUAGCUAACAGAAAAGAGUAAAGGUCAUUGAUUCAAAGCCCUGUAGGGGUCGUUUUCUCACUGAUAAUCUGAUUAUCUUUUCAGUAUAUGCAUCUUUUCCUUUAAAAGUGGUAUCAGUUUGGGUUGUUGCUUGCUGUGGUUUGUGGCUGCACUGAUGAGCUGUGCCGUAAGAAAGCCUGAAAGCCCUUCCUCGCGUGCACACAGAGGAAUACAGAUCGUGGAUUAGAUGCAUGAUGGAUCCUUGCAAGCUCCUCUCAGCCAAAUUGUACUAAGACAGUGUCUCAGCUGUCAGUGUUGGGUUUUAUUCAUCUUUUUUAUCUCAGCCUGUUAAAGAAGUUGCCAACAAAAGUAUCAGUGCUGUAGGAAUAGCCUAUGAAAUAAAAAUCCUCACCUCUUGUAUUUCUCUGCCCAUUUGCUGCUGCUGCUGGUACAGAUCCAACACACAUGCCUCUGCUUAGUUGAAUACAGAGUGAUUUGCUUUUGAGUUCCUUCUUUUCCAAAGAUAAGCAAGUCUUACUCGUAUUUUAUCGAUCGGAAGUUGAAAUUUCCAUAACACCACCGAGAGUCUUGCUGACAAAGCAGCGUAAGCAAAUUGUCUGAGAGGCUCUCAUUACCUAGAGGACUGAAUCCAAAAGGGUUUGUCAAAGAGGUUCACACAAGACGGGGUUUUGUGCUUUCUUGUGAGUAGAUGGUGCUUGCAACACCCAGCUCAGGCUGCUGGUUUGUAUGAUGCAGAUCAGAUCAUGGGCAUUGCCAAUGAGGCCUCUUCAAUAACGGGUGCUUUUCGCUGCAGCAUUUCCUACACACCGUUUUGCCCACGGUCAUAAAAAUCCCUGCAGUCUGUAUUUUGCCUAUAAAGUUGGGCGAUGGCCUAUGUGUAUGCUCUGCAUUUACAUUGGAUUUGCUGGAAUUUGUAGCACAAGUUCCUUUGAGUAAUGACAGUGAAAGCGUUAAACAUCAAGGCACGCUGGAGCUGUGUAUAACCCAGCAGACUCACCCGUAAGACUCUAACUUAUUUAGUUUUUGCUGCGUAAAAAUAUACUUGAGUCUUCACCUGCAAAAAUUCAGAGUGAAACUCUACUCGGAAAAGCAGCUUCAUCUCAUAGUGCAGCAGGACCAGGCAUCCGGAGGUGUCAAAAUGAAAAUGUGACGCGUUGUGUUUAGCGAGACCUGAGAUGGAUUUUGAACACUGCUCAAGCUUGGGAAGUUUUACAUGGUUUGGAAGAAGGAGAAGCUGCUGAAAUGCUCGGCUUUGCUACAGCAGCUGCUGCAGAUCUCGUAGAUGUGUUGGACAAAACAAGAUUAACACAUCUCAGACAUAAAAGUCAUUGAGAGAAAACAUGGUGAACCCUGCAAAGCCUGGACUGUUCCUGUCUCAUUUGCAGCAGAGGACUGGUCUGAAAAUAUGCAGAAGCUGCAUAAGAAGCUGCGUGAGCUGGGCUAGGUGGUCAUUCUCAGAAGGAAGAGGUAGUCGUGUUCAAGCUCUUCCCCGACCUGAGUUCCUGGUAGAAAAGCAAACCAGUUUCCUAGCUGAAAAGUAAGUGUCAAAAGAUACUAGAAUUUAAUUAUUUCUUAUUUCCACCUAUCAGAGAGAGUUAAGUGAGAGUGAUUAAGUGGAUAAAUGUAUCAAGUAAACCUGCAGUGAAAACAAUAUACUCCCUUUCUACAACUGUAAACAAUUACUGCCGUGUGAUUUGGAAAGUGUCGAUUAGCCCUAACCCCAGUGAAUCAGAGCUGCUUUCUGGUGUAAUGAAAACAGAGCAUCUUACCGCCGCAUCGGUAUAGAUUGCAUUAACCUUAAUGACUCCUGUAAGGCUAAACCCUGCCUUGGCGGCAGAUUGAAUGCUGAGCGUUUUAAACUUUGCCUUUGACUUAUCUUUGUAAAACUUACAUUGAUUCUACUCUAAUUUAAACUAGGAAUACAGGAGCUGUCAGCUUUGAACAGACCACUGGAGCAACUAAUUUGAUUUUUUGUUGGUAACUGUAACCAGUGACGCAUGGACUCAGGGGGAAAAAGUAUACUUCAUCCCCUGUCCCUUCCCCCUUUCUCUUUCCCCUUUUGUCCUUCCCCUAAUUUGUUUAAUGAAGUGUGAUGCGAUGCCAUGGAGGACCAGAUUUCUUUACCUCCAGCUGAUGACAAGUUUAUGUACUGAAAUGGAAAUAUUAGCAGCUCUUGUGUCUUCAAACUUCCUGGUGUUACCAGAGAUAUUAUUCCUGCUGGUGUAAAUGUCAAAUCCCAGUUUGGAAAAAAUUCUUCUGUAUCUCCUGUAUUAAACGGAUUAUUCCAAGAAGUCUCCAAAUUCAUUGCCAGAAACCCUUUUUUUUAUUGUUGAAUGCUUCCUUUCAGUGGGAGUGUAAAGAGGACCACAUUACUCCAUGAGCACCACCAUCUGCCACAUCUCCUCUUUCAUUGUUAAUCCCUGGGUAGAGUUUAUUUGGUGAAUUUGAUAGGAGUUCCUCUUAGACUUAUCCCAGCAUAACAAGACCUGACCCCCUUUCCUUCACUUGCAGGAAAUCCAUCUCUUCGUGUUGCGCUUGGAUAAAACUGCUGACUCUUCAUGGGAAGAAAGAUACGGGUUGAUCUCUCGACUAGAGUGAUUUCUUCUUGGUCUACAGGAGGCCGAGGAGGGACACUGCAGCUCCUGCCUUCAGCUGAGGUAGCACGUCCGAGAGAUGAAGCAAGAACCGCGUCUUAGUCUCUGCGAGCAAUAAAUCACUGCUGAGCUCCUCACCUGAACUUGUCCCAGCUCCGUGCUUUUCCAAGAUGCUGCGUGUCCAGCCCGCUGCUACAGGCUCCGGGGAUUUUCCACUGCUGCACCCAGGACAAAGCCCCUGUCUUCUGAGGGUGCAGAGACAGCCGGAUCCUGACAGCCACUGCUUCAUCGCUUCUUGGAUUAGCUCAAGCUUGGAGCAUUUAGUCUAGAGUCCAGAAGACACACAUAAUCCAAGACAAUAAAGGCGUGUGCCUGGGAAGGUAUGUUGCAUGGCAGUUUGAUACGUGGUGGGGAAUGCCUUCCCCGUACCAGUGGGGCAGCUCUGCGGUUCUCAGGGCACCACAUUCCCCCGGAGGCUGAUCUCCGCGGGAGCUGACUGGCUCUGCCUCUACCCGACAAGGUGCACAGUGUUCCCAGAGCAAAACUCAUUUGGGGAAUGCAGCUGUUGGGUAAAGUGCCACUCGUUUCUUUUUUGUUUUACUUCACUCCAGCAGUCUCCGCUCUGCUUCCUUAACAGAGCAUAAAUAAAUGGAUUUACUAAUCAACUGCUUUUCUUUCCAUACUCACUCUGCUUCUCCUCACAUCUUCCUAGACCUGGGAGGAUAACUAAAGACUCACCAUGUUUACAUUUGUUUCUAUUAUAAACAAAAGAAAAUACACUGAUUUGAAGAUAUUUCACGUUUGGAAAUAGCUUUGGUUUUCUGCUGCAACAACUGUGAUCAUCUAAAUUGACUGCGGCUCUUCACGUUCAGUCACAACAGAAAAUAAAAUGGAGGAAGUGCAGAAGGCAGCACGGGGCGAUUUGCAUAGAGUCUUUGAAAACAAACGUCGGAGAGUGGCAACUGAAAACCAGCUUUAUAUUAGGCUCUUGCUGCAAAUAAAUGUGUUUGAGUCGAAGAAAGAAAACAUGACCUUGUGGAAAAACAACCCUCACUCUAGUGUAUAUCUGGGGGGGGGAAGAUAAUAGACCAUUCUUUUAAAAAGGACUUAGACAUAAACCUGAGUGGUGGGAAAAAAGCUAAAUAAAGCCCAGAAUCCGUAUUUGAGAUCUCCGGUGAGGGAAGCCGUGGUACCUGGCGCUGUCUGCAGGCGGGGACGCCUGGUGCUGAGCUGUAGAUUCAGCCACGGAUUGGUUUCCCCGAGCGUCAACCAAGACAUUGUUUUUAUUGAUUUAUUUUGCUAUCUUCCCACUGCAGUGGUAGGAUGACAAAAGAACCACCUGUGGGUGUCCUAAUAUAUCUAAUGCCAGCAGAGUUUCGGGUUGAAUAAAACCAAUAAAUCUUUCUAGGCUCAAAGGGGAAACCAUGAGGUAAGUUAAUUUGGGAAAAUAAAGAGCAUGAUUUAGGACCGUCGGGUUUGUUAGGAUGGAUCAGACUGGUCCUCCUGGGUUACUGUCCUCUGUCCAGAGAUAGUUCCUACAAGAAGACAAAAUAAGCCCCCAAGCAGUUAAUUGUUCAUUGACCCUUGAAGGGACUGACCCUGCUUGCUGACAGUGGAGCAGGAACUCUGAUACACACUGUGCUACGCGCAUUAACGAGUGCUCCAAAAAUUAGGUGGCUUUUCUAACAGAACUGAGAUAUCAAACAGCUGCUCGUGGCUGUGCUGACCACCGCGUCCAUUGUGGGGUGCAGCCUGGGUUUUUCCUUAUGGCAGCACAGUUAGAUUUAUUGUACGACAUCCUGUUUAAUUAAGGGAGAAAAUGAAUAAACAUGUAAACCUCUUUAAUUGCUUAAUAUAUUCACAAAUCAAGGCUAAACUAGUAGCUAGUCAAAGAAGGUGUAGAGUCCAGCACAUCAGAGAACAAAAUUCUCUUUCUCUACAUUUCUUCCAAUAGGUUUUCCUCUCUUCUCACUUCCAUGAACUUGUCUGUGAGGUGCUCCUAAAAAUGUAUCUUAAAACAUCACGCUAACUCAGGUUUCUCAGUUCAAAUCUACUUCAAAUCAGGGAUUUUGUACUCGUUUGAACUUUCUGCUAGUAGAAGCUUACAGAGUAACACACCUCUGAGGCUGCAUCGCUCUGCUUUCCCCUGAACAGGUACAGCGUGGGCUGCAGUGGAUGAAGUUCCCCCCAAGAGCUGCUUUGCUGAGCCAUUCUUGGAGAUGAAUCUAGAAAGAAUCUUAAAUGUCCUGGCUGCCAGUAGAAUCGAAGGCGGAAGGCAACUCAUGACCGCCAAACCGUGACAGCCUUGAAUUCCCCUGCUUCUGGCUGCUGGAAAUAACCACUGGGCUACUGUGGAGAUGAAUGGAGAACAGCAGUAUGAUGCAGAUGCUGGUUCCAGUGUAGAAGAAAUGGAAUUCAAUUGGGAUGAAUAUCUAGAAGACACAGGAGCAACUGCAGCCCCCCAUGGAUCUUUUAAACAUGUGGAUACCAGUUUGCAGAAUGGUUUUGCCCCUGGUAUGAAGCUGGAAGUUGCUGUCAAGUCUGACCAAAACACCUACUGGGUAGCCACCAUUAUUACUACCUGCGGGCAGCUGCUCCUGUUGCGCUACGAUGGUUACGGGGAAGACCGCAAGGCUGACUUUUGGUGUGAUAUCAUGACAGCUGAUUUACACCCCAUCGGCUGGUGUGAGCAGAACAGGAAGAUUCUCAAAGUGCCUGAAGGUAUCAAGGACAAGAUACCUGACCAGGAGGAAUUCCUUCAGCGGGUGCUAAAGGGAGCGUGCAGUGCUCCUGCUAACCUGCUGGAGGGGCUUCACAGAGGGAAAAAUCCACUGGAUCUCAUUGCACCAGGCUCCCGACUAGAACUGCAAAACAUCCGGGACUGCCUGGAAGCCUGGAUAGUCAACGUGGUAGAAAAUGUUGGUGGGAGACUCAAAUUACGAUACGAAGGGCUGGAGGAUUGUGACAAAUUUGACCAGUGGCUGUUCUACUUGGACCCUUUCCUUCAUCAAGUGGGGUGGGCAGCUCAACAUGGAUACAGCCUGCAACCACCUUUAGCCAUUAGGUCCUUGAAGAGUGAAGCAGAUUGGCAAGAGAUCCUGAAGAAGGUGAAAGAGGAGGAAGAAGAGUCAUCAGUUCCUACAGAUCUCUUUAAGGAUAAACCUGUAAUCGGAGUGCAUUCGUUCUCUGAAGGCAUGAAGUUAGAAGCUGUGGACCCAAUGGCUCCAUUUGUGAUCUCCCCUGCUACAGUUCUCAAGGUAUACAAUGAAAAAUAUUUCAUGAUAGAAAUCGAUGACUUGAGGGCAGAGCGUACGACCAGCCAGUCUUACAUUUGUCAUGUCAACAGCGCUGGUAUUUUCCCCGUGCAGUGGAGUCUGAAGAACGGCUUGCAUCUCAGCCCCCCACCAGGUUAUCCUGGGCAGGACUUCGACUGGGCAGACUACCUCAAACAAUGCGGUGCUGAGGCAGCUCCCCAGAGCUGCUUCCCUUUGUUAAAUUCUGACCACGGAUUUAAAGAGAAUAUGAAACUUGAGGCUGUGAACCCAGUUGAUCCUGAAGAAGUUUGUAUUGCUACAGUCACCAGGUUGAAAGAUUCCUACCUCUGGCUUCAGCUGGAGGGCUCCAAGAAACCCGUCCCUGAAUGUAUAGUGAGUGUGGAAUCAAUGAAUAUAUUUCCCGUGGGUUGGUGUGAGACAAAUGGAUAUCAGCUGAGACCUCCUCGGAAAGCAAUAGUAAACAAGCAGAAAAAAAUUGCAGUAGUUCAACCAGAGAAACAAAUUUUGUCUUCAAGGACAGUUCAUGAUGGCCUAAAGAACCAGGAACUGAACUCUUCCGACUCAGUGGUAAUUAACGGAAAGUACUGCUGCCCAAAGAUCUACUUCAAUCAUCGGUGCUUCUCAGGGCCUUACCUUAACAAAGGGAGGAUUGCAGAGCUUCCUCAGUCGGUGGGACCUGGGAACUGUGUUCUUGUCCUGAAAGAGGUUCUCACUUUAUUGAUCAACGCAGCUUACAAACCUAGCCGUGUCCUGCGAGAACUGCAGUUGGAUGAAGAGGCUGCAUGGCACGGGCAUGGAGAGACCCUAAAAGCCAAGUACAAAGGGAAGAGUUACCGCGCGACUGUGGAAGUUGUGAGGACAGCAGAUCGGGUGGCAGAUUUCUGUAGGAAAACAUGCAUCAAGCUGGAAUGUUGUCCAAACCUCUUCGGCCCUCAGAUGGUGCUGGACAAGUGUUCAGAGAACUGCUCUGUCCUGACAAAGACAAAAUACACACACUAUUAUGGAAAGCGGAAAAACAAGCGGAUAGGUAGGCCUCCGGGUGGCCACAGUAACCUGGAAGUAGCCAUGAAGAAACCAAAUAAAAGACGGAAGAGACGAAAACACUUUUUUGUUCAUAAGAAAAAGCGUUCUUCUGCUUCAGUGGAUAACACUCCAGCUGGAUCUCCCCAGGGCAGUGGGGGAGAGGAGGAGGAUGACCAGGACGAGGUAGAUGAAGAAUCUCUGACUGAGGAUAGUACCUCGGAGCACCAGGACGAAUUACUUGAAGAAUCGGAGGUAUCAGAAAAGAAAUCCCUGUCAUCCUCUCCUACACAGAGCGAAUUGUCUCAUUCCCUGGCUCAGGACCGAGACAAGCGGAAGAGGAAGCUCAGGACCUUUUCUUUCUCUGAUGAUGAAAAUAAACCUCCUUCGCCAAAGGACAUUAAGAUGGAAGUUGCUGAAAAGCUGCAGCUUGACAGUAAUCCUCUGGAAUGGAGCGUGGCUGAUGUUGUGCGAUUCCUCAAAUCCACUGACUGUGCACCGCUGGCAAGAAUUUUCCUUGAUCAGGAAAUCGAUGGCCAGGCACUGCUGCUGCUGACCCUGCCCACCGUUCAGGAGUGUAUGGACUUGAAGCUCGGGCCAGCUAUUAAACUUUGCCAUCACAUUGAGAGGGUCAAACUUGCCUUCUACCAGCAGUUUGCUAACUGAGGAGCAGAAAAGUCGAAGUGGACCUUUGAAGCACAACUACAAAACAUGCUCCUUUCUCUCUUGCAAGGAAAGCCAAAUGAAGUUAAACUGAGGCCCUGGUGACCUAAGAGCAUCUGUCGGCCUCGGUUUUUCACUUUGACAAAAGGAAGACAACAUGCGGAGCAAAAUGCCAAUGCAAACACAGGGGCUACUCUACCAGCUGCCAGCUCGGGAACACAAGAGUCUCUUGCGCUAUGGUUCCCUUUUUUAAAUAUAUUUUUUAAUGAUUACAGAAAAGUCUCCUCUGGUGGGAAAUGACAUUUCAAUAGUUCUGUUGGCACGGAACUUUAAACUGAGAAACGGAUCCUGUUUACGUUAGCAUGUAGGCUGCCAGAAAUAACCUUCCUCUGUUCCUGGUGAUUCACAGAAUCUCCUUCCCUCCCUGUGGAUGAACACUUGCUUUACCACAGCACUGGCUUUGGAAUGUGCUCUUUGCGCAUUCGUGUGUUAAUGUUGAAUAUUUUAAUGAAUUUGUUCAUUGUUAGGACAACAAUGUGGCCACAGGGUUCUGAAUGUACAGUAGAGUGAGAGUGUGGUUCCUUGGGGAGGUUUUUUUGGUUAUUUUGGGGGUUUUUUGUUUCAUUCUUGUUGUGUUUUCGGUUUGGUUUGGUUUGGUUUUACUACCUCUGUAGCCCGAACAGCAGAAGUGAUGAACUACAAAGGGAGGGAACUGCUUGUGGACAAAUGGCCUGUAGCUGCACAGGAGUCUGUCUUCUGGAGGUGUAGCAGAAGUACAAACCAGUGUCAGCACACAGAGCUUCUGUUCCAAAGCUUUAGCUGAAACCUGAGUGGGCUUACCCUGGAUAUUACCUUUUUACUCAAAUGUCAGAUAAUUAUUUUGCACUUCUCUUACAGAUGGGCUGUAGGAAAAAAGGAGGGAAAGAGAAAGUGCCUCUGCAUUUUCUGUAUUUUGGUUGUCAGAUAAAAUUUCUGUUUUGUUUGGGGUUUUUUCUUAAUGAUGUGAAGUUUUUUCCAUUUUCUUACAGCAAACAAUUGGGCCGUGUGCACAGAGCUGUCAGCGGACUUUUGCUUUGCUACCUGAACAUCUUUUUAGAGAAUAGACUAAGAAAACUGCGAUCAGUACAGGACUGCAACUUAGCUCUGCCAGUGUUUGCAUACUGGAAACUAUCUUAGGAGCAUGACUUUGUAUUUUUAACUAUUUACAGCUGCUCGGGAUCAGACUUGAUGAAAAUACGGGCAGUUGGGAAGGGCUUUGUUUGCUUUUUUUAGAGAAAAAUGAAAGGACCAGAGGGACAUCUUGCUCCGUCAGCAGACCAACAGUAGGAUAGGCUGCUGAUGUGAAUUUUCCAGGGUAAUAGAACCCAGCCAGGCAUUUGCUGUAGACCUGUGCUUUACACUUCAAGUAACCAGGCUUACCUUGCUUUCCAUUAAAGAUGUGGGAAACUUGGAUCAGGCUCAAGAUCUGCAUGAAAUAAGCAUUAGGUUUCAGAUGGCUGGCAUUCAUUCACUCUGCCAGUUCCCAGAGUGUUUGGAGGAGCACAGGCAGGAGCUUUAUGUGUGCAGCCCUGGUCCUUUAUCUGUUAUCCAAAUACAUUUGUGCAGAAAGCCCUUGGCAUACUAAUCCAUUUGAGUUAGGAAGGGGCUCACUGCAGGCAUUUGUUUUGGAGAGUUGAAUUUGCUGGUUUCUGAUAAACACUGCUUACUCUGGUCGAAUGGAUUGAUUCAAGCGUCUCUUAGGCCUAAUGUGAUCAGUUAUUCCCAUGCUGUGAGCUGUAGGAUUCUGCAAGGAGGUCAUAAACGAAGAGCUGAGUUUGCACAGUCCAUGCGUGUGUCUGCCACACAGGGUUUGAGGGGGACAACCUCCAAGGAGAACUGUUUAGAGGAAACAAAGCUGAAUAACUGGGGGUUAUUUCUUUUGCCCCGUAGAAUAACUGCCUAGUCAGGCCAGAACUAGUUACAGAAAUGCUAAAAUCAGAUUUCUUUCCCCAUUCCAGGAUCAAAAUGUAGGUGUCAGGCAGACUCUUCGCUAGCCAAGUGUUCUCGAGAGGGAAGGAGGGCAGUAUGGAGCUAAAACAGGGUUUUUUUCUCCCAAGUUGUGAGCAGUGUCUGAAAAUAAAAUUAAAUUGAGAUCAAAGCAACCCUUGUUCUUCCUCCCACCAGAAACGCAGACACUAAAUGGAUGUUCUGGCUUUUCGUGUGAUGCUUAGGUCGUCUGCCUGUCCCGUGUUCCCUUAGGACAAGCUCAGUGAUAAGCCAUUAGGCCUGAAAAAUAGUCUUGAAAGAAACAUUUCUGCUUUGCUGUCAACAUCUUGUCUUGAGAAAUUUGACCAGCAGAGAACUUAAGGGCUGGAAGGUGAUGCUUUUGGAUCAUAUUUGUCAUUCUUCAGGGUUUCCUUAUCGCACUGAUGCCCAGCAGAAUUGACUGCGUAGCCAAGAGAUGCUGCUUCCACCUUUCCCCAUGCACAGACAGAUGUCUUUUUAAGUAGCUGUCAGGAGAAAACAGAGCUGAAAGGGUAAUUUAACGAAGCUGUUAACAGGGCACCUAGGGUUUUAAAUACAAAUGUCAUACUUCUUUUUCUCAGUGAAUAAAGCAGUCAGCAGUUUCAGAGGUUAGUGGGAUACUUACUGGUCACCUUUGGCAUGUUUUAUAGGUUGGAAUUUUCUGCCUUGUUUUGGGAGGCACUGACAGUCUGGUCCCAAUGGGAUCUAUUUUUGUUGUGAUUUUCGAAAGGGAUGUUUUCAUUUUUUGUGAAAUGUUUUUAUGCUGCACACUGUUACUGUACACUCUGUUUCCUGGAAAAAAAAUGCACUCUCUUUUAUUGCUGGAUUUAAAAGGGAUAAUUGGGGCUUUAUCUUGAUGGAUGGUGUUUCUGCUUGACUCUGUUUAGAGUUCCUCUUUCUCUAUACGUGCCAGAUAACACAACUGCACCUGUAUUUGUUCGUCUUAUUCCAGCAUGACUUGAUAUCAGCUCACUUGCUGCUUUAGUUGCUCUGCUCCUUCAAAACUGGACUUUGGGUAGCUGAUGGCUGAAUCUUGACUUUGGGUGAUCCUGAUGUUUCACCAGCAGGAGCUGCUGGGACUGCAGUAAUUUAGGCUUCAGGGAUUUGUGCUGUCCUCUACCACAUCCAUUCACAAGAUACAACCAAGCUGGAGUCCAGGAGGAAGGCAGCAGUGUCUUGCCAAUGUCUGCAGUACGAGAAAGCGAGCCCUCUGCUGGGCCUCGUACUCUUUAUGUGGAUGGUAAAAGGAGGUUACCCUCAGCUUCACCCACUGAUGAGUUUUAUUCCUGCUUGUCUUAUUUUCAUAUGCAUUGUACAGUCUUGGUUUUGCACAUCAUAGCGUUAGAAACGUGGUGGUGCCUUCGUAUGGCACUCAUACUGUGCUAAGAGUGGUUUCUGCACCAACACAAGAAGUCUGUAACAGAGAAGUAUUUGACCUCUGAAAACGUCAGAGGAGGUUAAUAUGUAGUAGAAUUAUCCCCCAAAGCACAAGCGGCUUUUCCUAAACUGAAAGCAGUUGCUUCCAGAGAGGAGGGGUGCAGCACUGAUGCUGGUGAAUGAAGACUACUUUUUCUCUAAUGCUGAACAUCUCUGCAAGUUGCUCUUUAAGGAAUGAAAUAAAAGGCCAGAUUCAUUUUUGUGUUGUAUAGAACUCCAGGGGUGUUUGCGGGCUCUCCUGGGAUUGGUGGAAACAUUUCAUACAGAGUUCUGGAGCGGGUGUUAAGAUUACUUCCUCUUGCCACAGCUUUCAGCAGUAUUUUGUUGUUGCUUUAGGAUUUGCUAGUGUUUAUUCUUGAUUCUAAUGAUGCUUUAAAAGAGGGAAGGAGUAUUUAGCUGCUAGGUCUGCAGAAGUGUAAAUAUUUUUACAGUUGAUUGGACUGAGCACUCCAUUCUUCUGUAUAAAGUACAAAGACUUGGUACGUUCUUAGCAAAAGGCAAAGCGGCUUUUUUGAAUGUAAUGGAAUAGGCUUCGAAACUAUCAAGCUCAACUUGGAGACUGGAUACCUUUGGACCAAAUGUGCUGUUAGAGAAUUUGAUGAAGUAGCCUUAUCAGAAAGCCAAAAAUACGAUGAUCCUAUACAAAGCUACUCCUUAGCCAGUCCUGUCACAUAGUGGCAGACUGGUUUCUGCCUACUGUGAGCUCGAAUUGCCUAAAGGUAACUAAGCACAAAGACGUAGGCUCUGUCCGGAGACUUCCAGUGUUGGCUGAAGGCUCCAUUUUAAAGGGAUUGUGUGCUGAACCCCCGUUUCACAGUGUGGCCGACCUUCCCCAAACAUGCACGUAGCCUUGUUUUCAAAGGCAGCCUUUCGGGUGAAGGAUUAGAUGGGACUUGGGAACACCAGAUACGACAAGCCUCUUUUAUCGUUAUGUGUUUUUCUAAAAGAAAUAAUAAUAAUCUGUAUGAAAUAUAGCAAAAAAAGGAGUUAAGGUUAGUGGCGCUUUGUCUCCAUGGUCAUUUCUAUUUCCUCAACAUCGCAUCUGUUGUUCUGAAAUGCACCAGGCAUACAGAUAGACUUUUUGAUGAGAAGACAAAGUUAUUCUGUGAGGUGCAAAGCCAGCAGUGUUUGGCUCAGCUUUAAGCCAUGAAGCGAGCAGGUCUUGCACUGACAAAAUUGAGAGGCAGUAGGUCUGACUGACUCAGCACAAACACGGGCACGGAGCCCGCGGAAGUCCUUGCUAGCCUUGCACAGUUCAAGAGGAACAGCCUUCUGCUUGAGACACGGGGACGACUCGCUCGAGUUGUGACAAUGAAGUCCCGGCACAAAUGAAUUUUUGCCCAUGCUGGAAGUUGUUGAGCACCAGUUUCCAAGAAACCUCGUGGAGAAAAAAUUCUGGAGGUGUCGUAUUUCUCCUCUCCUCUUUCAUUUCUUAUUUUUUAAAUUUCUUUUUAAAAUAAAUUUUAAAUAAUCUUUGUAGACAAUCAGAGGUCAUCUAGGAGACUGUACCCUAACGGGUACCCGUUUUCCACCCGUGGGCCUCUUUCUUAUACUAACUCAUCGGAACUGAUGCACUUUUCCAGUAUUUUGCCUUUUUUAAUUAGCUGCUUGUUCUUAAACAAAGAUUUCAAUGCAUAUUGUGUUGUGUUCCUUCUGCUUGUUGUUUUAUCUUUCUUUAACUUUUAAAAAUAUAUAUAUAUAUAUGCAGUGAGACUGAAGUACUACAUGGGAGAGAGACAUGCACAAGAAAAGAUGCCUAUUGCGUCCCACCGUUGUUUGAGCAGGUGUAACAAUUUAAUCAGAGGAUUUUUUUAAAAACUAUUUUGGAUGGAUAUUUUGCUUGUUUUGUCUGUAAAUACUGUACAUAAGUUUGUGGUAUAUAUGACAGUUUUAAGUGGUUGUAAGAAAAUUAAAAAAGAUCCUUAAACUGUUACCGGUGGCUUUGGUGUUAAAUGCAGCGAGAAAUACUGAGAGCAGAGGCUCUGGACAGCGUGUUGUGCACUGUAUGUCAGAGACUUGAGGCCAUUUCU
Messenger RNA from Cuculus canorus (common cuckoo), 13381 nucleotides. It is a transcript of the gene SFMBT1, whose product is annotated as Scm like with four mbt domains 1. Gene Ontology annotation, cellular component: nucleus. Gene Ontology annotation, molecular function: histone binding; transcription corepressor activity. Lineage: Eukaryota; Metazoa; Chordata; Aves; Cuculiformes; Cuculidae. Gene Ontology annotation, biological process: regulation of DNA-templated transcription. The coding region runs from base 5310 to 7913 and encodes 867 amino acids. The record is from RefSeq and is a predicted model, not a curated record. The transcript is spliced from 24 exons.